Molecule: messenger RNA, 856 nt
Organism: Capsella rubella
Lineage: Eukaryota; Viridiplantae; Streptophyta; Magnoliopsida; Brassicales; Brassicaceae
Product: constitutive photomorphogenesis protein 10
Exons: 4
Coding region: 72-620 (182 amino acids)
Biological process (GO): protein polyubiquitination
Cellular component (GO): nucleus
Molecular function (GO): ubiquitin conjugating enzyme activity
Source: RefSeq, a predicted model, not a curated record
GGAGUGCGAGCGGAACGGUGAAGUGGUGAUUUGGAUAAGCAGAGAAUCGGAGAAGACGACGAGGAGGGGAGAUGAUGACACCUGGUGGAAGCGGGAGGUUAAGGCCGUUACCGACGGCGAUGUACGCCGGAUAUUCAGGAACGGCUUCGUCUUGGGUAGCUAAGACUUCUGUUUCGGCGUCUGGGAAGAGGAUACAGAGGGAAAUGGCGGAGCUUAACGUUGAUCCGCCUCCUGAUUGCUCCGCUGGACCAAAGGGUGAUAAUCUCUACCAUUGGAUCGCCACCAUCAUUGGUCCCUCGGGAACUCCGUAUGAAGGAGGGAUCUUUUUUCUUGAUAUAAUUUUCCCAUCUGAUUAUCCAUUCAAACCACCUAAGUUGGUGUUCAAGACUCGGAUCUACCACUGCAAUGUUGAUGCUGCGGGGAAUUUAAGUGUGGAGAUUCUAAGAGACAGUUGGAGUCCUGCCCUUACAAUUACAAAAGUCUUACAAGCCAUCAGAUCUAUCUUCUUAAAACCUGAACCCUAUAGUCCAGCUUUGCCAAUGAUUGCACGGCUCUACUUGACAGAUAGAGAAAAGCAUGACGAGGUAGCCAAAGAAUGGACAUUGCGAUUUGCCAAGUGAACAAGAUUUGGAUCUUUCAAUACGAGGAAACACAACAGAUGUAUUAUAAUAACGCCUAGUUCUUUGGUAAUCAAUGGUCAACAAUGUACACCCAUUAAAGUUGAACCACAAUGUUAGAUGACCCAAAAAAAUUGUUUGCUCAGAGAAUAGGUAACAAUUUGAGGUAGGACCAUUCCUCAACAACUCUAAUUUAUUGAAAAAGCUUGUAAAAUUUAGUGUCAACUUUUUUUCAUCAA